Ailuropoda melanoleuca (giant panda) is the source of this 5951-nucleotide messenger RNA. It is a transcript of the gene WDR73, whose product is annotated as WD repeat domain 73. Lineage: Eukaryota; Metazoa; Chordata; Mammalia; Carnivora; Ursidae. Gene Ontology annotation, cellular component: cytosol; spindle pole. Gene Ontology annotation, molecular function: protein binding. Bases 76 to 1428 code for a protein of 450 amino acids. The record is from RefSeq and is a predicted model, not a curated record. The transcript is spliced from 10 exons. Gene Ontology annotation, biological process: cytoplasmic microtubule organization.
GGCUGCGCCUGCCGAGGAAGGUUCUCAGAGGCGGAAGUAGGGCGGCGGAAGUGGGGUUCCGGAAGCGGCGUUGCCAUGGAGCCCGAGGAGGACUGGCUCGUGGAAUCCUUGCGCUUGUACCAAGAUUUCCAUGCAUUCGACCUUUCAGGAGCCACUCGAGUCCUUGAAUGGAUUGGUGACAAAGGAGUCUUUGUUGCUGGCUAUGAAAGCCUGAAAAAAAAUGAGAUUCUUCAUCUGAUAUUACCUCUCAGACUUUCUGUAAAAGAAAACCAGGGCUUAUGCCCAGAAAGAGAUUUCAAGGUGUGCCACGGAGGGUUUUCAGACACAUCUGUCUUCGAUCUGAAGCACGUGCCAGACACCAGGUUGCUGGUCACUACUGGUCUUCCGGGUUCUUACCUGCAUGUGUGGCAGGUCACAGAGGACAGUGAUGUCAUUCAGGCUGUCAGCAGCAUUGCCGUGCAGGAGAAGGAGGGCGGUCUCUGGCCCAGGGUGGCCAUCUUCUCUUCGAUGGCACCCGGAGUCCUCCACGGGGUGAGGCUCAGCAGUCUGAACGUCGUGGAUCUGGAAUCACAGAAGACCACGUACACCUCAGGGGUCAGCGACAGUGAGGAGCUGAGUAGCCUACAGGUCCUGGACGCAGACACUUUUGCCUUCUGCUGCACCUCUGGCCGGCUGGGGCUCGUUGACAUCCGCCAGAAGUGGGCGCCAUCAGAGAAUCUCAGCCCCUGCCCUGGAGCUGCUGGCGGGAGGUGGUGUGCUGACGUGGGGGGCCGGGGCCCUGGGCCCAGCAUUGCCAGCCUUGGCUCCAACGGGCAGCUCUGCCUUCUUGAUCCCCGGGACCUCGGCCAUCCUGUGAGCUCCAUCCAGUGCUCAGUGUCUGCACCCAGCCCUGACCCAGAGCUGCUGCGAGUGACUUGGGCUCCAGGCCUGGACGGCUGCUUGGCCAUUUCAGGUUUUGAUGGGACAGUCCAGGUCUACGAUGCCACAUCUUGGGAUGGAGUGGGGAGCCAGCAAGUGAUGCCUCCCUGCACGUGUGGGACUGGGUGGACCUCCGCGCGGCCUGCUGACUCCAGCGUCUUUCUGCCCAGGCCUCAAAGAAGAGGAGGAGCUACUAGAGAGCCAAGGUACCGACUUCGGUCCCUGUUACCAGCCAAGUGGCCUUGGGCAAGUCCGCCAGCUUCUCCUACCCCGGGUUCUUUAUUUGUAAGGAGCAGCCGGCGCCCUUCGCCACGGAGCCGAACACACCUGUGGCCGAGCAGUGACGCGAUCACGGAAGGUAGAGCAGCUGCGCAGAGAAGCGCCCGUGCGAGCUACACCUGCCCCAGGGCCCAAGCGCUCAGAAAAAAUGGCUGCCAGCUCACUUCCUCCAAAUCUCACCCGAAAACGACUCUUGUGGCUCACUCUACCUGGAAACAUACGGGGAGAUGAACUCCGGGGACUGUGGUUCCACCUGGCCACGUCACCACAAUCAAAAGCCACCUCACGUUUGAGGUGCAGCUCGAGAAUUUGCAUUUCGAGUAAGUUGUGCGAGUCUGUGAGCCACCCCGAGAGUCCCUGCCCUCCACGCACUCCGAGCAGCAUUGGUUGUGCAGCGCUGUCUCAACAGUCGUAUUGUGUCUGUGUGGCCCCUGCCCGCAUAUGCCGGCUGUGCUUCCGAUUUGUGGGACAGCUACAAAGCCUCACCUUUGGUUUCCAGAAUGCUCCUUUGGGAACCUGCACAGUCCCCGGCGAGGAACGCCUGGGGUUCUCUCAGCUGCUCCAGGAAGAAGCCCCAGAGAACCCCUAGGAGGACCCGAAGACCAUCAGUAAUUUACACUGACAUCAGCACAGGAUCUGCUCCAGUUUGGCUCCAGGCAAAGGCGAUGGAGACUCAGCACGGAGGGGAGAGAACAUUCAGGAACUUGUUUUGGCAUCACAGAGAUUCAAAACACAAGAGAAAGAUUUGGAGAGAUUGAAAAGGAAGAAGCAAGAAACACAGCAAACGGCAAAGUAGCGAAGGUGAGUAAUGCAUUUGGGGCCACUGUUGGGCAUGUGUGUGCUCAGAAGGAUGUGUUCCAGAACAGAAUGUGCUGUGGUCGAGGAGGAGAUGACCAGGCCGGAGGAGGAGGCAUGGCCAGGGGAGUAAGGGAUGUUCUCAAAGGCCGUGGCUGUGGGGACUCGGCCCCAAUCCCUUCUCGGGCCCUGCCUCCUGCCCCCGUCCUUCUCUGGAAGGGUGAGGUAGCCAGCCCCACCUGGCCACAGCCGGGUGGCUCAGGGAUGGACGUGUGGCCCAGGGUCCCAAAUCCAUUCCCUGGGAUGAGCCGAUCUGCACUUUUCUCCUGGGAAUGUGAACUGCAUAACACAGAACUGUGGUCUGAUGGGGAGAGCUGAGUCCGUGCCAAGGUCAGCCCCACAUGUGUGAGGCUGGGCUUCUGGGGGGCAGGAGCAAGAGUGUGGAAGGAGCCCUGGCACGGAGCACGUGUGGAGAGACACAGGCGGUCAGCAAGGGCACGGUCAGUUUGCGUGAAUGAAGGAUGUGCAGGGAUGUGUGACUGCCGUGGCUGGUUCUGUCAGCGGGCCCAGUCACUGGGGUUCGGGAGCGAAGCGGGUGUCCCGCAGCUGCGGGGGGAGGAGGUGAUGCUAGGGGUCCCGGCUCUCUCAGCCAGCACCUGCCGAGCAGUGCUGUGUGCCAAGCGCCGUGCUGGCUGCUGGGAUAUGAGGUCAGAGGUGUACAGACGCGGCCCCACUGGUGGGGGAACGGAAGGAACACUUGUAGAGGGAAGGGGGUCGUGCGCUGUGGGAGCACAGGGGGCUGAGUAGCUAACCUGCUUGGUUAGAGACCAGGUGUGCUCUGCAAAGGCGAUAUUUGAGUUGUGUCCUUCCCUCAGGCGAGGGAGAGGGUGGGUGUUCCAGGCAGAGGGAACCGCCUGGGAAAACACAGAACUGAGAAAAGGCGCAGCCCCAGCGUGGGGAAAAAGCAAGUUGGAAAUACAACUGAGAAAAUGGGCUGUGGCCGGUCCUAAGGCCCUGUGUGCUGUGCUGGAGGCGGGGUGGGGGGGGUCCCUGCGGGCUUCAGAGUGAGAGCAGAGAAGGGAGGCGGCCACUGUGCGUGUGAGGGCAAGGACAUGCAGGCCUCCUCCAGGCAGGAAGAGCGCGGCCCUCUGUAUGUGCUCGUUCAUUGUUGGGGCUCCAUUUCCUCGAGGAAGUAUAACCAGUCAGUGAGGUGGUUCAGAUUUGCUCUGCCCGCGCUACCCCUGGACUUGGGCAGAAUGGGUGCCAGGCCGUAAGCCAGACGCAAAGGACAGAUCUGUGAUGCCGCUUACACGAAGGGACCUAAAACAGGCCGGUUGACUGAGACAGAAAGUGGAACAGUGGUUGCGGGGGGCUGGGGGAGGGCACGGGGAGUUCGUGUGGAACACGUACGCUUUCAGUUUGGGACGAUGAAAAGGUUUUGGUGUUGGAUGGUGGCGAUAACUGCACAGAAAUGCAAAUGGACUUACUGCCAGUGAAUCGUACACUUAAAUAUGGUAAAAUGGCAAAAUUUACAUUGCGUAUGUUUUACCACACUUUUUAAUUAAAAAGUGGAUGCCAGGGCCCAGUGCUGUAGGGGGCCCAGCCCCACCCAGCCCUCCUCUAGCCGAGCCCUUCUCCAGGGAUGAGAAGGCCACGGGCCACGGCUGUGGGCCCACAGAGCCUACAUCCCUCUGCCAGGCCAACUUCCAGGCACCUGGGACCCAGAACGUCCUGUCCGAAUGGCCAGAGCCUGCUUCUGGGGCCUGCACGCCCUCCUCCGUUCUGUCCUCUCAGGGGCAGUCUGUGCACUUGGCAUGUGCACGCUGGGCCUGAGAGGUGGCCAGAGUGGCUGCUGGCGGGGAGCGUGGCUGGAGCCCGAGGGCACACACCAGGGCACCUGCACACUUGCGGAGCGGGUGGGGCAGGGGCCCCUCCUCCCGAGCCGCCACCUGCCACCCUGCACUUUGCACGAGUCCGCGGUGUAGUCAGAACCCGGCUUCAUCACUUCACGCCCUCCAGGAUGGCUAGAACCAAAAACACUAGGGGCACCUGGCAUGCAGCUCUUGAUCUUGGCGCUGAGUUCAAGCCCCACGUUGGGGGUAGAGAUUACCUAAAAAGAAAAAAAAAAAGACUACCCAGUUUGCGGGGAGGAUGUGGAGAAAUCUGAACCCUCAUACACCGAGGGUGGGAAUGUAAAAUGGUGCAGCCUCUUUGGAAAAGAAAGCUGGCACUUCCUCAAAAGGCCAAACCUCGAGUUACUAUGUGGCCCAGCAGUUGCACUCCUCGGUUAUUUAUCCAACAGAACUGAAAACAACGUGUCAAAACGCAUACACGAACAAUUCACACUAAGCCCUGGUGGAACAAGCCCGCUGUCCACCAGCUGACCAAGGGCUAACACGCUGCGGCAUGUCCAUGUGCUGGAACAUCAUCGGCCAGAGGGAGGAUGGCGGCUCGGCCACCCGGCACAAUGUGGAGGGGCCUGCAGACAGCACGCUGAGGGGAAGUCACAAAAGGCCACUCGCUGUAGGACUCCAUUUCUGGGAAAUGUUGGAACAGGCCAAUCCAGAGAGACAGAAAGGAGAGGUGUGGUAGCCAGAGGAUGAGGGACAUGGGGACUGGGGAGUGACUGCUGCUGAGUUUGGGGUUUUCCGGGGUGAAGAAAAUGGUCUAAAAUUAGAUAAUGGUGACAGUUGCACAAUCUUCUAAAUAUCCUAAAAACAAGAAUUUUAAACUUAAAAAAAUCGCCCACAACUCUGGCAUUCCACAUCAUUCUGAAGGAUAUAAGUUCGCUAGCUUGACUUAGAAUCCUUAGUGUGUAGACGAGGGCUACAGCGCGCUCCAGCCAGGGGCUCGCAGUGACGGGUUGAGAGUGGUGGUGAGGUGUUUGGGGAAUCAGACCUCGGAACCAAGAGUGAGGGUUGCACCCUCUCCCCUGUUUUGCAGAUGAGCACAGGGGUGCAGAGAGGUGACGUGGCCUGGCCGGGGUGGUGGCCCCUCGGCCCAUGGAUGAGAGGGCCCAGCUGUCCAGAGCGGCGGUGGGAGGCGGGCUCCUGCUGCUGCCUGCAGGGUUCGCGCCCCUGGGCCUUCAGCUCGGGCGCAUCUCACAGGUCUGCGACAGACGCUGUCCUUGCCUCCUGGGCUGUGGAGGGGACUCGCGAGAGUCAUUUUGAGCAGAUACAAUCAUUCCCUUGUGGGCUGACUUUACAGGCCAACCCCCACAGCCGCUGUGGUUCCCAGCAGUGCACAGCCGGGAGCUGAUACAGGGCGAUGAGGACCCCCCCCACCACGUGCAGUCAGAUCAGGGCCCAAGCAAGGCCCAGCUCUGCUCUGUGGCCCACACCUGCCGUGGCUGUGGUGGUUCCCAGACCCCCUGCAGCAAAGGGCUCAGCGCAGGGCCUGCCUCCGUGAAUCUGCUGCAGGCGGAGCUGGCUUUGUUCCGGCCUCUGGACUGGAGGGCUCAGAGCUGUGAAGAUACCAGAAGCUGGAGUCCUGGAGAGAAGUAAAGGGGGAGGGUCGGUUCUCUGCAGGUAGAGCAGAGCUAUCAAAGCCAGUGAGGGGGCCCCCAUUCUGGGUUGAGUUGGGGGAGGGGGGAAGGCCGAGGUCACCUGCAUGGUGCCCCAUGUGGCUUGUUCAGCCCUGGGGGACCUCAGCCUCACAAAGCCUCUGCCCUGGGGCUGCGUCUAUGACCACUUGAUGAAAACGGCUCACCCUUUGACCCUUCCACUCAUAGGAUGCAUUUGGAAUUCAUUUAUUUAAUGGGUGAACAUACUUGCAUCCGCUUCAGCUAGCGGGAUUAGCUUCUAAAACCCAUCUCCUGUUUUAGCUAUCUGUAAAUAAGAAUAUGAGCCAGGGGGCACCUGGGUGGCACAGCGGUUAAGCGUCUGCCUUCGGCUCAGGGCGUGAUCCCGGCGUUAUGGGAUCGAGCCCCACAUCAGGCUCCUCCGCUAUGAGCCUGCAUC